This is a messenger RNA of Aphis gossypii (cotton aphid), 312 nucleotides long. RefSeq lists its product as uncharacterized. Bases 1 to 312 code for a protein of 103 amino acids. NCBI's taxonomy places the organism in Eukaryota, Metazoa, Arthropoda, Insecta, Hemiptera, Aphididae. The record is from RefSeq and is a predicted model, not a curated record. The transcript has a single exon.
AUGCACCCAACCACCAAACCCCGUCUGGAGUUAUGUGGAGCAGUAUUACUGGCCGAGCUUAUCACUGAUGUUAAAACCGAAUUCGAAAGACUUGAUAUAAAUAUUCAUGAGUUUGACAUUUUCUUGUGGUCUGACUCCAUAGUUGUGAUAUCGUGGAUCAACAGUAAGCAGCCAUUAAAAUCAUAUGUGUCAAAACGGGUAGCGCAAAUUUUAGAUAAUUCCGACAGUGAGCAGUGGUACCACGUUCCCACCGACUGCAAUCCAGCAGACUUAAUCUCCCGUGGUGUAACAGUGUCAAAUCUUCAACAAUGA